AUGCUGAGCUCCCACUGGGCGACACUAGGAGACGGCAUCGAAGUGGCCACGAACCCCGCUCCCCAGAUCUGCCCCAUGGGUAUCGUCCCGAGCAACGACUACAAGACCUACAAAAUGACUUCUGACUUGGCCACCGCACAACGAUGCAUCGACCUCCUUCAAGCAGAGGGGUUCAACGUAUCUGGCAACCCGCAGUACAACUGGAUAGUAGACGUGUACACCAUUAUCCAAAAGAUGUUCCCAGAGGGCAACCCCCCUCCGGUAACAGUGGUAUCCAGUAACGCGCGAUACGAUCCCCACUACCAUCUGAAGAUAGGCAAGACACUGCGCCAACUCCGAAAGGAGAACUACCUCCUUAUCGGCACAGGAGGAUCAGUACAUAAUCUCUACCGUAAUCGGUGGGGGUCCAUGGUCAAAUAUCGCGACUCCCUAGCCCAGGAGAUCCCACCAGAGGAGUGGGCACUAGAGUUCAAGCAAUCUCUGGAGGAUGUGAUGACGAAGACAUCGGGAUUGCAGCUGCAGCGGGCGGUAACUAGGCUUAUGAAGCAUCCACAGUUUCGUGACGCGCAUGGUACAGAUGAUCAUUUCGUGCCGGCGGCUUUUGUGGCGGGGGCGGCGGGGGAUGCUGAGGAUGAAGGCUGUCAUGGGGUCUUGGGCGCCGAGACUUGGGAGUUGAGUAAUAUGGCUAAUCUGCAGUUUACGUUUGGGAAGUGGCCGAAGCAACCGCUUGUGGCUGCUUAA
Molecule: messenger RNA, 741 nt
Organism: Aspergillus niger
Lineage: Eukaryota; Fungi; Ascomycota; Eurotiomycetes; Eurotiales; Aspergillaceae
Exons: 2
Coding region: 1-741 (246 amino acids)
Molecular function (GO): ferrous iron binding; zinc ion binding; oxidoreductase activity, acting on single donors with incorporation of molecular oxygen
Source: RefSeq, a predicted model, not a curated record